ACCCCAACCCCACUCGCUGACAGCCCUAUUUUGAACUUUCCAGUUCCUGCCUGCGAAUAGAAAAGAGGGAAAAAGAGCGGGAAUUUUCCAGAGAGGGAGAGAGAUGGUGGAAGCCGAGGAACCGAUCGAUCUCGAAAGCAUCCGCAGCCGACUGAAAGAGCUCUCAGUUCUCAAAAGCAACUCCACCAGCGACUCCUCCAACCAAUCACUCCAAGACUGCCUUCUCCAUCUCGAGAGCAGAUUCAAGGAGAUCGAAUCGGAGUUCUCGGAUUUAGGGUUUGAAGAUUUGGAGGUGUAUGUGGAGCAUGCGAAGAAGGCGCUUGAUUCAGCUGGGGCUGAAAGUGAAAAGAUCUCUGACGAAAUCAGGGCCCUCAAUGAAACCUUUCUACAAGAUUCUAUUCAGUUGGAGGGCGAUCUGGAAAUGUUGGAAACUUCGUUAAGCUUUAUUGGUUCACAGGGUCCCAACGGUUUGGAAGCUGGCGUAAACAUUGGAUAUUCCAUCUCUGGAGAAAACCAAGGGAAUCCGAUAAAUGCACAUAAAAACUACAAUUUUGAGAUUUUGGAACUUGAUAGUUUGAUCCAAAAGAAUAGUAUUUCUUUAAGGUCUUUGUUGGACCUGCAGUACGUCUUUGAAAGGGUUGAAGCUGUUAGACAGGUUGAGGAUAUAUUAUCUGAUGUGAAAGUCGUCGAAUUUGAAGGCAACUGCAUUAGGUUGUCAUUGAACACACUUUUUCCAUCUUCAGAAGGCUUGUUGUGCCAACAGAAGUUGGAAUGCAUCACCGAGCCAUUUGUACUAGAUCAUGAGUUGCAAAUAGAACUUAUGGAUGGGACUACAGAGCUAAAGAAUGUGGAGAUCUUCCCGAAUGAUGUAUAUAUUGGUGAAAUUAUUGAUGCUGCAAAGUUUCUAAGGCAUCCACUUUCUUCGUUAUCAUGUCUAGAGACAAGAUCUAACUUGGAAUGGUUGGUGAGGAAAGUACAGCAUCAGAUAUUUUUGUGCACUCUAAGGCGUUUAAUAGUGAAACAUGCAAAUAAUUCAAGGCACUCUUUUGAGUACUCUGAUAGAGAUGAGACAAUUACAGCUCAUUUGGCAGGGAAUGUAGAUGCUUUCAUUAAGAUAUCUCGAAAUUGGCCAGUAUCAACUUCUGCAUUAAAGUUGGUCUCUCUCAAGAACUUGGAUUUUCUUUCAAAGGGAAUUUCAUUGAGUUUUCUCUGCAAGGUUGUGGAAUUAGCAAACUCCUUGGAUGAACAAACACGGAGCCAACUUCCAAGCUUUGCAGAUGCUAUCGAAGAGAUACUCGUUCGGCAGCAGCAUCUGGAACUCCAAUCAGACCAUAUGCCAGUCCAUUGAUUGGGUAUGUUUAGCUCCUCUUUUCCUUUUAACUUACAUUGGGAUUCUCGAAAACUUCAAAUGUAUUCCAUACAUACAUGCAAUGUCAAGGCAUUUUAUUGAGCAUUACUUUUAUAAGUACUUUUGUAGAGGAUUGAUUGCCUACAACCAGUUGUAUACUAAGCCCACUUUUUAUGGCUUCAAAUUCCAAUUUUUCUAUUGAUGAUAUCACAUUUUUUUCAAGGGCAAAAUGCUCAGCGGUUAACCUACAACCUGUUGUAGGUAUUCACUUUUUGUUUCUGUAUAAAUUAUUUGGUUAUGCUGCA
Magnolia sinica is the source of this 1653-nucleotide messenger RNA. RefSeq lists its product as uncharacterized. NCBI's taxonomy places the organism in Eukaryota, Viridiplantae, Streptophyta, Magnoliopsida, Magnoliales, Magnoliaceae. The record is from RefSeq and is a predicted model, not a curated record. The coding region runs from base 104 to 1348 and encodes 414 amino acids. The transcript has 12 exons.